Messenger RNA from Crotalus tigris (Tiger rattlesnake), 802 nucleotides. It is a transcript of the gene NDUFB6, whose product is annotated as NADH:ubiquinone oxidoreductase subunit B6. The transcript has 4 exons. NCBI's taxonomy places the organism in Eukaryota, Metazoa, Chordata, Lepidosauria, Squamata, Viperidae. The record is from RefSeq and is a predicted model, not a curated record. Gene Ontology annotation, biological process: mitochondrial ATP synthesis coupled electron transport; mitochondrial electron transport, NADH to ubiquinone. The coding region runs from base 88 to 525 and encodes 145 amino acids.
UCCCAGGCUUGUCCUCCACAGUAAGGUCGCACAGGCGCAGAGAGGCGCGGCCCCGCAGAAAAGCCCGAGAGACACGGGACUGCAAAGAUGUCGCGGGGUUCGGGGCUGCAACCCAGAGACCUCCCCGAGGAGGUGAUCGGCUACACUCCGGAGGAGAAGCUCCGGCUCAAGCAGCUGCGCGAGCUCCGGCGCCGCUGGCUCAAAGACCAGGAGCUGAGCCCCCGGGAACCUGUCCUUCCCCCGCGGAAGGUCGGCUGGGUGGAAGGUUUCUGGGAGCGCUUCCUUCAGCCCGAGAAGCUGUGGAAGAGACAGGUAUUCAAUAUCUACAACGCUGGAAAAUUUACUAUAAUAAACCUCUUUAUUCCUCUCUGGCUUGCCCAUUAUAUUGUCAAGUAUCAUGUCCAGCUUACUCCCCAUGGGAUUGUUGAAAAACAGCAUUCAAUAUAUCCAGGAGACAGGAUGGAGGAAAAGGGAAUUCCACCAUCACAAGGAACUUCAGCAGAAAUACCAAUCUGUGAGGACUGAGAGACUCAAGGACCUGCAAAAUGAAGAAAAAAAAAACAGUUUCCUAUAUAUAUGAAUAUAUAAUUCAAAAUGGAUAGUAAGAGACUUAAUGAUUUUUGGCUAUUGUGGGGAUAUGGGGGAGGCAGCGCUAUACUGGAUUGGUGUCUUAAGUACAGUCACUAAACAUGUAUAGAUACUGAAUCCAACAACAAAGUACUUUAUUUUGGUUAUUGAUAGGCUUUAGAAAACACACAACUUAGAAAUAUUAAAGAUAAAUCACAACUUAGAAACAUUAAAA